Fukomys damarensis (Damara mole-rat) is the source of this 1826-nucleotide messenger RNA. RefSeq names its product histidine rich glycoprotein (gene Hrg). Gene Ontology annotation, cellular component: blood microparticle; endolysosome; extracellular region. The coding region runs from base 65 to 1747 and encodes 560 amino acids. Gene Ontology annotation, biological process: negative regulation of fibrinolysis; heme transport; regulation of platelet activation. The record is from RefSeq and is a predicted model, not a curated record. Lineage: Eukaryota; Metazoa; Chordata; Mammalia; Rodentia; Bathyergidae. Gene Ontology annotation, molecular function: heparin binding; serine-type endopeptidase inhibitor activity; cysteine-type endopeptidase inhibitor activity. The transcript has 7 exons.
GAAUUUGCUCCAUCAGUGUGUGUGUGAGUGUAGGCUCCAGAAAAUCUGUGUAAAAUUCCCUGCUAUGGGAGACCAUAGCAGAGAAUGGCUCAGUAUGAGCAGGGCGAUCGCUAUAGCACUGGUUUUGAUCACACUGCAGUGUUCCUGGGCCCUGAGUCCCACCGACUGCAAUGCUGCUGAGCCUGUGGCUGAGAGAGCUCUAGACCUGAUCAAUAAAGGGAGAUGGAAUGGCUAUCUUUUCCAGUUGCUGCGGGUCGCUGAUGCUCAUUUGGAGAGAGCGGGACCGGCAACUGUGUAUUAUUUAGUCUUAGACGUGCAAGAAUCUGACUGUUGGGUCCUAGCCGGGAAACACCAAGAUGACUGUGGGCUACCUGAUCGCAGACGACCAACGGACAUAGUGAUCGGACAAUGUAAAGUAAUAGCUACGAGACAUUCAAAUGAAUCUCAGGAUCUCACAGUGAAUGGCUUUAACUGCACCACAAGUUCUGUCUCCUCAGCCCUGAGCAACACCAAAGACAGCCCCGUCCUCUUGGAUUUCUUCGAAGACACCGAGCCCUACAGAAAACAAGCCGACAAAGCCCUUGACAAGUACAAAGGGGUGAACGGUGCCUUUGCUGGUUUCAGAGUGGACCGAGUAGAGCGCGUCAUAAGGGCGAGAGGAGGGGAUGGAACCAAAUACUAUGUGGAUUUCUCUGUGAGGAACUGCUCCGCGUACCAUUUCCCUCGAGACCCUAAUGUCUUUGGAUUCUGCAGAGCGGAUCUGUACUAUGAUAUAGAACCUUCUGACUUGGAAAUCCCAAAAGAUAUUGUUGUAAACUGUGAGGUCUUUAAUCUUGAGGAGUACAGAAAUGUCAGUGGUAUGCCACCCCGUUGGGGCCAUCCUCACCACUUCGGUGGGUGGAAGCAUGCUAUACAUGGCAAGCAUCCAUUUAGCUCAAAUGGAUCCAGAGAUCAUCAUCAUUCCCACAAGCUACAUAAAGUUGGGUGUCCAUGUGCCCCAGAAGAAAAAAAUUCAGACAGACCACCACCGCCCCCUCAAGGGCCAAAAUGUCAUCACCCUCCUUUUGGCAGCAGUCAUACCCAUGGACCUCCUCAUAAUCACAGUUCCAGUAAUCAGGAUCCCCAUGGGCAUCCUCCACAUGGAUGUGGUCCUCAUGGACCUUGUCCCCAUGGACCCCCUCCCCACGGUCACCCUCUCCAUGGACCCCCUCCUCAUGGGCCCCCUCCCCACGGUCACCCUCCCCACGGUCACCCUCCCCAUGGUCACCCUCCUCAUGGGCCCCCUCCCCACGGUCACCCUCCCUAUGGUCACCAUCCCCAUGGUCACCCUCCCCAUGGUCACCAUCCCCACGGUCACCCUCCCCAUAGACACCCUCCCCAUGGCCAUGAUUUCCAUGACUAUGGACCCUGUGAUCCACCACAUGAUCAAGGUCCCAAACAUCACCAUCAUGAUCAUGGUUCAUCACACAGGCACUCAGGAGAAAGAGGUCCAGGUAAAAGACACUUCCCUUUCCAUCCAAGACACAUUGGAUAUGUUUACCGACUCCCUGCACUAAAUGUAGGUGAAGUUCUUCCUCUGCCUGAAGCCAAUUUCCCCAGUGUCUCAUUACCAAACUGCAACAAUCCCCUACAGCCAGAGAUUCAGCCCUUCCCUCCGUCGGCCCUUCCCUCUGAAUCGUGUCCAGGGAGGUUCAAGAGUGAGUUCCCACAAGUUUUCAAGUUUUUUGCAUACGCAUCUCCAAAAUGAAAUGAUUCCUUAAAAGAGAAAAAUGAAUCAUGUUCUGAAUUAGAACCAUGAAUAAAAUGUAACGGAUAAUAAAUGAAAA